Aspergillus heteromorphus CBS 117.55 is the source of this 2301-nucleotide messenger RNA. It is a transcript of the gene optD, whose product is annotated as small oligopeptide transporter, OPT family. The record is from RefSeq and is a predicted model, not a curated record. Lineage: Eukaryota; Fungi; Ascomycota; Eurotiomycetes; Eurotiales; Aspergillaceae. The coding region runs from base 1 to 2301 and encodes 766 amino acids. Gene Ontology annotation, biological process: transmembrane transport. The transcript has 3 exons. Gene Ontology annotation, molecular function: oligopeptide transmembrane transporter activity.
AUGGCCUCCGAAGAGCCUCUCGAGAAGACGUUCAAGUCCCCGCAAGUCACUGCGGAUUUUGAGAUCGAACAAGGGCGUUUUGACGAAGUAGAGCCCGAAGAAGAGCAAGAAAAAACCGAAUAUGGCUAUGAAUCAGAACACUCGCCUUUUCCUGAAGUACGCGCCGUCGUCCCUGAAACGGACGAUCCAAGUAUGCCCGUCAACACGUUUCGCAUGUGGGUUCUUGGGUUCAUCUUCACCAUAGUGGGAUCCGGCAUCAAUCAGUUCUUCUCGCUACGAUAUCCCUCAGUCCAUAUUGUGUCACUAGUCGCAGAGUUACUGGCCUAUCCAUGCGGUGUCUUCCUUGCCAAAGUCUUGCCCCUAUGGACUAUUAAUCUGGGAUGGCUGGGGACUUUCACCCUUAAUCCCGAUCGCGAGUUCAACAUCAAAGAGCACGCCCUGAUCGUGAUUAUGAGCAAUGUCUCGUUUGGCUAUGGAAGCGCAGACUCGACGAACAUCAUCCAAGCAUCCAGCGCCCGGUUCUACAACUUCGGUCUGUCAGCCGGAUUCUCCGUCCUGGUGGUUCUCUGCGCACAAUUACUGGGACUCGGGGUGGCUGGCCUGGCUGCUCCAUGGCUCGUCGAACCUGCAAAAAUCAUCUGGCCCCAGGUAUUAUCCAACUGCGCCAUGCUGGAGACUCUCCAUAAGCGCGGAAACACCCUCGCCAACGGUUGGAAGAUCUCCCGUCUGCGCUUCUUCCUCUACGUGACCGCAGCCGGCUUUGUGUGGUACUUCUUCCCAGGCCUGAUGUUUACUGCGCUCUCAUACUUUACCUGGAUCUGCUGGAUUGCGCCUCGCAAUGUGGUCGUGAAUCAGUUAUUCGGGAUGCAAACAGGCUUGGGAUUGAGUCCUAUCACCUUCGAUUGGAGCCAAGUCGCGUACAACACCAACCCUCUCCUGUCCCCAUCAUGGGCGGCAAUCAACGUCUUCGCCGGAUUUGCCAUCUUCUUCUGGAUUGCCGUGCCUGGAAUCUACUACACCAACACCUGGUUCACGGCCUAUCUUCCCCUGAUGACUGCAGACGUCUACGAUCGAACUGGCUCGGAAUAUGACACAGCCCGUGUCAUCAGUGCAGACAACACUCUCGACGUUGAAGCGUACAGGAAAUACUCCCCCCCAUACCUACCGGCAACCUAUGCCUUCGUCUACGGGCUAUCGUUCGCCUCCAUCACCGCCGUCCUCACCCACAUCGGUGUUUGGCACGGGAAGGAAGUCUGGGCUGCCCUGAAGGGCAAGAACAAGCUGGACAUACACGCCCGACUGAUGAAAUCCUACAAGAAGACCCCCUGGUACUGGUACGCCGCCAUCAUCGCAGUCAUCACCGCCAUCGCCAUCGUCAUGGUCGAAGUCUACCACACCGACCUCCCCGUCUACGGCGUCUUUCUGGCUCUCAUCAUCCCCGCUAUCUACAUGAUCCCUUGCGGAAUUAUCCAAGGCAUCACCAACGUCGAUGCCAACCAACUGAACGUCCUCGCCGAAUUUGUCGGCGGCUACAUGUUCGAGGGCAAGCCCCUCGCCAACAUGAUCUUCAAGAUCCUCAGCACCGACGUCGUCGGUCAGGGUGUCUACUUCGCCAUGGACAUGAAACUCGGCCAUUAUCUGAAGAUCCCCCCGCGCACACUCUUCAUGGCCCAAGGCCUCGCCACCAUCCUUGGGGCUCUGACCCAAGCUGGCGUCACCAUCUGGAUGCUUGGCCACAUCACAGACAUUUGCUCUUCCUCCCAGUCCGACGGCUUCACCUGUCCCAAUGGCCGAACCGUCUACUCCUCAUCUGUCAUCUGGGGCCUGGUUGGUCCUCGUCGUCUCUACUCCGCCGGUCGCAUUUACUCCUCCCUCCUCCAUUUCUUCUGGAUCGGUGCCAUCGCCCCACUAGUCACCUACUUCCUCUACAAAUACACCCGGCAGCGCGUCUGGAAGUACAUCAACUGGCCCCUCAUCUUCGUUGGAACCUACAACGUGCCUCCAGCAACCGGAAUCAACUACUCCAGCUGGGCCCUCGUAAACUUCCUCUUCAACCACAUCAUCAAGAAACGGUUCUUCCCCUGGUGGAAAAAAUACAACUACAUUCUCGCCGCCGCGCUGGACACCGGUCUGGCCCUCAGCGGCAUCGUCAUCUUCUUCUGCAUCUCGUACCCUGGCGCCGUGUUCCCCAAUUGGUGGGGGAAUACCGUUUACCUGAAUACCGCGGACGGGGAGGGGUUGCCGUAUAAGUCGAUGCCUGAGGUUGGGUACUUUGGGCCCGCGAAUGGGACGUGGAGUUAG